UUUACCUCCGCUUCACAGCGCCACAGGAAGUUGGCUAAAAAAACAAGAACGGAACCUGAAUUUAUCCCUGAAAAUGGAUUAAAAUGUAAAAGUAUCGUUGUUGUUUUGAAGUCGCGGUCUCUUCAGAUGAUGUCUAACACGGCGAGGAGCGGAGACAUCAUCCACCUGAACGUCGGAGGGAAGAGGUUCAGCACCUCCCGACAGACCCUCACCUGGGUUCCUGACUCAUUCUUCUCCAGUCUUCUGAGCGGUCGCAUCUCGACUCUGAAGGAUGAAACCGGAGCUAUCUUCAUCGACAGGGAUCCGUCUCUGUUUGCUCCCAUCCUCAACUUCCUGCGGACCAAAGAGCUGCACCCCCGAUCCAUCAACGUGCACAUGCUCAUGCACGAGGCCGAGUUCUACGGCAUCACGCCGCUCGUGCGGAAGCUGCAGCUGUGUGACGAGCUGGACCGAUCAUCCUGUGGAAACGUGCUGUUCAACGGCUACCUGCCUCCACCAGUGUACCCGGCGAAACGGCGCAACCGUCACAGCGUGGCGGGGUCGCAGUUCAUGGCCGGUCGGGUCAUGAACGUAGAGAGAGCGCCGGUCAGACGCAGCAACACCAUGCCACCAAACCUGGGGAAUUCUGGGAUACUGGGCAGGGCCAGCAUCGAGGAGAGGACGUCUGCAGGUCAGUCGUCAGAUUCUGGGAUGGUCCGGAUCAUCUGUGGUCACCAUAACUGGAUCGCCGUGGCCUACGCGCAGUUUGUCGUCUGCUACAGGGUGAAGGAGUCGACCGGGUGGCAGCAGGUCUUCACCUCCCCUCGUCUGGACUGGGUGAUCGAUAGAGUCGCGCUCAACGCCAAGGUGAUGGGCGGCUCGCUGGGAGACAACGACAAGAUGGUGGCCGUCGCCUCGGUGACAGAGAUCAUCCUGUGGUCCAUCUGUCCCGACGGAAACGGAAAUGAAAUUGGUGUCUUCAGUCUGAAUGUGCCAGUGGAGGCGCUCUUCUUCGUUGGUAACCAGCUGAUCGCUACCAGCCACACGGGGAAGGUCGGAGUGUGGAACGCCGUCACCAAACACUGGCAGAACCAGGACGUGGUUCCCAUCAGCAGCUACGACACCGCCGGCUCCUUCCUCAUCCUGGGCUGCAACAACGGAUCCAUCUACUACAUCGACGUUCAGAAGUUUCCACUGAGGAUGAAGGACAACGACCUGUUGGUGACGGAGCUGUACAGAGACCCGACUGAAGACGCCAUCACUGCUCUCAGCGUCUACCUCACGCCCAAAACCAGUGACAGCGGGAACUGGAUCGAGAUCGCGUACGGGACCAGCUCCGGGACGGUUCGAGUCAUCGUUCAGCAUCCAGAGACCGUCGGCUCAGGGCCUCAGCUGUUCCAGACCUUCUCCGUCCACCGCAGUCCAGUCACCAAGAUCAUGCUGUCUGAGAAACACCUGAUCUCAGUUUGCGCCGACAACAACCACGUCCGAACGUGGACGGUGACUCGGUUCAGAGGGAUGAUCUCCACCCAGCCGGGGUCCACGCCGCUCACCUCCUUCAAGAUCCUGAGCCUGGACGACGUCGACGGACACGGAGGCUGCAGCGCCGGCACAGAGAUAGGUCCGUACGGAGAGAGAGACGACCAGCAGGUCUUUAUCCAGAGAGUCGUCCCGGACACAGAUAAACUGUACGUCAGGCUGUCGUCCAAUGGGAAGAGGGUGUGUGAGGUGCGCUCGGUGGACGGCAUGUCCAUCACGGCCUUCAUGGUCCACGAGUGCGAGGGCUCGAGUCGGAUCGGCUCCCGGCCGCGGCGCUACCUGUUCAGCGGCCACAGCAACGGCAGCAUCCAGAUGUGGGACCUGACGACGGCCAUGGAGAUCGCCGGGAAGGUCGACAUCAGAGCGCUGGGCGGGCCCACAGAGGAGGAGCUGCUGGAGCUGCUGGACCAGUGUGACCUGGCUCUGACCAGAACACCUGACAGCACACCUAGAGCCUCCACCUGCAGCCUCCACUCUCAGCUCAGUGACGGCUUCAGGACCGAGCGUCUUCACUCUGCAGGAGGAGGUCGAGGAGCCGCAGCUUCCAGUUCGUCGGCGUCGCUGUACGGCAGCCUCCCCCGCCAGGCUCCGCCCCCUGUGCCGCUGACUAAGCCUGUCCGAGACCCCGCCCACUUGACUGGGCCCGGAGCCGGACCUCAGACCCUCGCCGUCCUCGGCCACAACCAGACCGCCAGUCCCCGCCCCACCAGACACAUGGACAGAGAUGGGGGUCAGGUGCGGAGGGGGAGCUUCGUCGAGCGCUGCCAGGAGCUCGCUAAGGGUUCAGAGGCGGCGGGGGGAACCGGGUUCGGGGUCCCUGCGGGGUCGGAGGGCGUGAGGCGGAGCUUAGCGGUCUGCAGCGAGUUAGAGGCCAGAUUCGGCCUCAGGACCCAGACCACCUUUUCUGUGUCGCCCGGCGCUCGCUAUUCACCCACAACACCUCCAUCACUGUCCUCAUCACCGCUGUCCUCAUCCUCAUCACACCGCAGGGCCACGCCCACCUCCCCAACAAGCCCCGCCCCCACAGCGGUGAGCCCAACCCGGUCUCAGACCCCCGUCUCUCCUCGCCGCGGUGGCGCUACAGCGUCUCCCACCGACGUCCCAGCGUCACCUGAGACCCCUGCGAGUCCAGAGAGCCCCGCCCCCGCCCCCGCCCCCACCAGCCCCAAACCACACAUGAACGAGACCAGCUUCUGAUUGGCUUGAGACGCUCAGAGACACGAUGAAGCCAAUCAGCUGUUGGAUACGACUAAUAAACUAGCGUCAGGUGGGAAACGAACCUGAGCUGCACUGAUCAAUACUUUACAUAAUCAAUGACUCCGUGUAACGUUUAAGGGCUCGAUCAAAGUUCUGGACACAGUAACUGUUCACUAAACCCCAUCAGAGCUAACAGCGACAGAUCCUCAGCUCGUCAGUGAACGCAGCGUUUACUUCACUGUCUCUUUGUUUUUGUAGCUUUUUGGAAUCUUUCUAACCAGAACCUUUUCUACCUGCUCCUCAGCCCGAUGACUUUUAAACAACUAAAAAAAGUUUGUAUAGAAGCUUUAUUUUUUUAAUUUGUACGUUUGAAACCUUUGAAAAGUUUGACGUCGUUCACUGUGACGAACAGAAACCACGUCGACUUCAGUCCGUUCACGUCUUCACCGAGCCAAACUUGAACGUCUCACAGUCUUUACGUUUCCGUUAUUAUCCUGUUUAUUUUUUAAAACAACAACAAGCAAAAAAUAAUAACUGACAAAACCAAAAGAAAGUUAAUUUAUUAUUGGUAUUUUCCUCCUAAUCUGGAAUAACCUGGACGAACCCCAACAACAUUGAUUCAUUAUUCAUUUCAUAUUUAAAACCUAACUCUUUAAAUAAUAAUUGAGUAUUUUACUAACCUCUACUUCUGCUCUUGUAUUUCAGAGGAGAAUACAGCAGCUUUUACUCCUUUACAAUAAAUAAUGAUGUAUGAUUAUUGAUUCAGAUCAGACGUUAUUGAUCCCUGGAGGUAAAUUCACAGACUCCUUCAAAUCAGCCGUAUCAGCAUCAUUGUUAAAUGCAGCAGGAAGGACUGAAACAAACAGUUAAUGGUUGUGAGAGGAUUGUGAACCAGCUGUUUAAACUACAUGUGUGACAUUAUUAUGACGAUUAACUGAGAACCUGCAGAAACCCUGAAUGAGCUCCACGUUCUGUUGAUUCUCUUUCAAGGAAAAUGUGGAGCUUUAGAUGAAGCGUGAGGCUGUAAAUGUGAUGUAUUUCCUGUUGGGACAGAGUCCUCUCCUGCUGGUUUAUCUAACUCUAAGUGUCCGUCACUGGUUCACCUCACCUUAAACACACCUUUACUUUAUGUUGUAUGAUCAGUUUUCAGCAUUAAACCUUCAGUCUGUUUUAUUUCUCAUAUUGUCUGAUGUGGAACGUUCAGAGCCACUGAACCUCCUCUGUUCAAAUAAAACACAUCUGCCGUCAA
Messenger RNA from Lates calcarifer (barramundi perch), 3964 nucleotides. RefSeq names its product SH3KBP1 binding protein 1 (gene shkbp1). Gene Ontology annotation, molecular function: protein binding. NCBI's taxonomy places the organism in Eukaryota, Metazoa, Chordata, Actinopteri, Centropomidae. The record is from RefSeq and is a predicted model, not a curated record. Gene Ontology annotation, biological process: protein homooligomerization.